AUCUCUCUCUCUCUCUAUAUAUAUAAUCUCGCACUCCCCGCCCGCCUCAGCUUCAAUUCAAUUCAACAGAAAACACACCAUAUAUAGAAUUAUUAUUAUUAUUAUUAGGUCAAUAUAUAUAAAAAUAAUGAUGAUGAAGAAGAGUAUGAGCAAUAAUAACAACAACAACGAGAGGAGUGGGGUUAGGCCGUACAAGAAAUCUGCAGUCCCGCGGUUGCAGUGGACGCCGGAGCUCCACGACCACUUCGUCGACGCCGUCGAACAUCUCGGCGGCCGCUACAAAGCAACUCCGAAGAGAAUAGUGCAGGUGAUGGGAGUAAAAGGAUUAAAGAUUUCUCAUGUCAAAAGCCAUCUCCAGAUGUACAGAAACAUGAAGGAGAGAAGCACUUUCGAUGUUUUCAUGGGCGCACCAAGCUGCAAUAAGCUCCCAGAAGAGAGACCCCAUUUCACAGCUUGGAAUAAUAAUAAUCCACAUGGGCACACAUCAUUAGAAAGAAUAUUGAGACAAGUGUCUUCUUCUUUUGAUGAGACUAAUGAGACAACAAAAAUCAGAAGCAGCGACACCAGUUGCUACUUUGGCCAUCAUCAUCAUCUUCAUCUAUUUCAUCGUCAGGAAUCACAAGGAAGUGAUCAGAAGAGCGAAAUGACAAAGGUGGAAGAAGAGGGCGGCGGCGGUGGCGGCCGAAGUGAAAGCUCCGGGGAGAUCCCACAAUUUGCAUACUUUGAUCUCAGAAAAGAUAUUUUCCCCGACACCCGGAUGAAGAAGUCUCAGGCCGGCGGCGGCGCUCCCACUGUGCCGGCGGCGACCAACGCCGUCACGGUUGACCUGCAACAUUUCCGGGCAACUAUUAGGGACACCGAAAUCAACCUAGAUUUGUCCAUCUCUUGUCUCUAAUAAUGGCACGAUGAAUCAAUCCAUAUUAAUGUUAAUGCAUGGGAUUAAUUAUACAUGUCUCCAAUUUAAUAGGUCUCUCCCCAUAUACAUAGAUAUAUACACUCACAUGGUUACGCACGAUGCGAGGAGCUAGUUUAGUGUUCGAUCGAUAUGAUUACAAUUUGGUGUAAUAUGUUGUAAUUUGACUUUAUCUAGUGCUCAAAGUUUUGUUUAGCAAUUAAUUUACUUGAUUGUA
Molecule: messenger RNA, 1130 nt
Organism: Cuscuta campestris
Lineage: Eukaryota; Viridiplantae; Streptophyta; Magnoliopsida; Solanales; Convolvulaceae
Source: the annotation of a GenBank genome assembly